CCAAAAAAUCACAGAACGGUGGUGGUAAAGGAACCAAAAUGGCGCUUACAAUUGGCUUUUUCCUUGUUGCUCUGGUUUGCGCGGCUCGCUGCAGCCCGUUGGGCGAAACUACCGUCUGUGAAUCUGUGCCCAAUGUUUUGCCCAACCUUGGGGGCCUUGGGGUUGGACCGUUGGGCCUAAACUUACCACCAUCUCUCUUAAUGCAGCUAUUGUCACAAACCUUGGUCCCAAGCAUAGCCCCAGCAUUGGGCUCUACAACUAUAUGUGACAGCAAGCCUAACAUUGGCUUACCUGUCAUUUCACCUUAUGGCUUACCUUUGAAUACAGGUCUCGGUACGAACACAGUGUGCGAAUCCAUGCCAAACCUUGGCUUACCUCUGCUACAAAACUACGGCUUACCUAUUGCCGGUCAAACAUCUAUUUGCGAAAGUACACCCAACUUGUCACCACUGAACUUACCUUUACCUUACGGCCUUAACUUACCUGGACUACUUAACAACUUACCUGGAUCAACCACUGUAAUUGAAAGUACACCCAACAUGUCACCAAUGAACUUACCUUUACCUUACGGCCUUAACUUACCUGGACUACUUAACAACUUACCUGGAUCAACCACUGUAAUUGAAAAUACGCCCAAUUCUAUUUCACCACUGGGCUUACCUUUCGGUUUACCUGGGAUGGGACUAGCUGGGUUGGGUUUACCUUAUUCAAUACAACUUGGAGGCCUUGGCUUACCUUUUAAUGGAGGCUUACCUCUGAACGGUCUUGGUAGAUUUCCCAUCAGUCCUUUCGGCUUACCAAUGAUAUAAAUGCAUAGUAAUUGGUUCUAAUACCACGUAUAAUGCAUACAUUUUAAGAUCUCACUCGCCAUUUUAGCUAUAUGUGUCAACUGUUAUAUUGAAAGUACGAUGUUAGUCCUUAAUUUAAGGGUAAGCCGUACUUUUUUGACUUGACAUAUUAUAGAGGUUUUGCCAUUUACCUCUAUAUGUCAAGUCAAAAGUAAGAUCUCAGAAUACGUACGGAUACGUGGUGUUAGAAAUCAAAAAGCAACGAAAAAUACAUCAUCAUAGUAAAGUCUAAUAAGUAUAAAGUAAGGCAAAGGAUUUUAACAGGGCUCUCUCCGUCACUUA
This is a messenger RNA of Maniola jurtina (meadow brown), 1130 nucleotides long. RefSeq lists its product as uncharacterized. The transcript is spliced from 3 exons. NCBI's taxonomy places the organism in Eukaryota, Metazoa, Arthropoda, Insecta, Lepidoptera, Nymphalidae. Bases 39 to 809 code for a protein of 256 amino acids. The record is from RefSeq and is a predicted model, not a curated record.